This is a messenger RNA of Paramecium tetraurelia, 2349 nucleotides long. RefSeq lists its product as uncharacterized. The transcript has 6 exons. The record is from RefSeq and is a predicted model, not a curated record. Gene Ontology annotation, biological process: protein side chain deglutamylation; proteolysis. Gene Ontology annotation, molecular function: metallocarboxypeptidase activity; zinc ion binding. NCBI's taxonomy places the organism in Eukaryota, Ciliophora, Oligohymenophorea, Peniculida, Parameciidae.
AUGAAUUCCAACAAUAAUAAUAACAAUGACAGUUCAAGCGAGGACGAUAUGUAGGUGUAUGAAACGCUUACGAAAUUGCCUCCUGCAAACGAAUUAUUGCCUAGGAAAUUGACAAUUGAUAUUGAUGUAAAAUCAUUGUACCCUCUCAAAUCAUUGCCAUAAUUUUGUAAAACUUAUGUCCCUUUUUUAGAAGAAUCCACACAUCGCAAUUGUGCAAUUUCUGAAACUCCUGUUGGCGAUGACAAUAGAACUCUCCUUGAUUAUUAUGAUGAAAAUAAACAAAAUCUUGUAUUUAAGCGAUUUGAUCAGUUGGAUUUAGGAAAAAGGACUAGCAAUGACAGAACUUAUUUUGCCACUCUAAUUGCUAAUUUUAAAAAGACACAGCCAAGAGUCUUCUUUAGAGGAGAAGCACUUUUUGAUUAAAAAUUAACAUCCUGCGCUUCUGAUUAAAUACAAUUCGAUUCAAAUUUUGAAUCGGGCAACCUCUUUUGCGCCUUUAAGAAAUCAGAAAACGUGUAUGAUUUGAUCAUUUAAAAUGAUAUUAAUACAAGGGGAAACACUUAAUGGUUCUUUUUUAGUGUAACUGGAGCUAAGGCAGGAUAGACCAUAUAAUUUAAUUUGCUCAAUCAUUUGAAAAAUGGCAGUCUUUUUAAUGAGGGAUUGCAACCAGCUGUCUAUUCUAUUAAGGAUAACCAACUAAGUGGAACUGAAUGGUGUAGAGAUGGAUUCAACAUUAGCUAUUUUAAAAGUCAAUUUAUGAAGGAAUACCCACUUUCACUGAAGAAAAAGUACUAUCAAUUGAGAUUUCAUUACACCUUCAAGCACAAUGAUGACAAGGUCUUCUUUGCUCACUCCUAUCCAUACACAUACACAAAUUUAUUGGAAUACUUAAAUACACAGUUAGACGAUCAAGAAAGAAAUCAACAUCUAUCACGUAAAGUUCUAUGUACAACACUCGGAGGGAAUACUUGUGAAGUGCUGACCAUUACUUCAAAUUCACUUUAGCGUAGAGCCUAUAGAAAAGGUGUAGUAUUUCUAGCUAGAUAACAUCCUGGGGAACCUUAAGGCUCUUAUGUAAUGCAAGGAAUCAUCGACUUUCUAACAUCUAAUAACCCUUAGGCUGAGUAUUUGAGAUAGAACUGCAUUUUUAAAUUAUUCCCAAUGAUGAACCCAGAUGGAGUUAUUAAUGGAAACUAUAGAUGUGGUUUGGAGGGCAGCGAUUUAAAUCGAAGAUGGAAGAAGCCAAAUAAGUAUUUACAUCCCAGUGUCUAUUAUGCUAAAAAAUAUGUCAAAGGGUUUAGUAAGGAGAGAUAAAUCAUUCUUGUCAUUGAUUUACAUGGUCAUUCAAGAAAGUAAUCCUCGUUUGUUUAUGGAUGUGCUUAUUCUUCUUAAGUUAAAACUAUCGAACGAGUGUUCGCUUUGUUGAUGGCUAAAUUAAAUCCAUUUAUGGAUUAUCCCUCUUGUACUUUUAGGAUUGAGAAUUCCAAAGACAAAACAGCCAGAAUACAACUUUGGAGAGAAUUAAAAAUCAAUUGGGUUUAUACUUAUGAAUGCAGUUUUUAUGGUCAACAGAAAAAACAUUACUAGAUCAAAGAUUAUCUUAACUGUGGUGUUAGUAUUUGCAAUGCCCUAUCAUAAAUUGUAAAAGAUACAUCAAAAGAAUUCACCAAUCAAGCCAAUGUCCCUGAUAUCUAAUAAUAAAUACUAGAGGAAUUAGGCAAGAUGCCACAGACUGAUGAUUUAGAUAAUGGAUCCGAUUCCAGUUAAUCUGAAGCUGAAUUAUCAGAUGAUGAAUUAGUUCAAUUAUUUUAACCCAAGACUUAUUCAACUAAACAAAAAAACUACUUAAAGUAAUAGGAAUUCAAUAGCAAAAAAAAACCUUUACCUGUUAAUCCAAAAUCUACAUUAAACUCUUAAAAAGCAUCCAUUUUAUAAGAAUCCCCUUCUAAAAACUCAGAACAAAAGCCUCCCAUGAGCAGUUAAAAACCCAAGAAUACACUCUAUAGAAUCUAAGCUCCUUAACGGCUAAAAUAGAUUGAGUAGGCCAAACAACCAGAUCCUCCUCUCAUGGUUGAUAAAUCUGUAUAGACAGAUGAUUGGAUGUACAGAUAAUGGCUCAUUCAAAUGGGAAAGAUGAAGAAACAGUAAGAAUUUCUGAGUGUUACUCCAACAAGAAAUAUAUAUAAAUCUUCAUCGCAAUCAGUAACUAGAUUUAUCGUUAAGAAUUCAUCAACAAAAAACGAUAGAGGCAGGAUAGAUUCAAUUUCAUUAGUAUCUUCAGGGCUAUAAAACAAAUUAAGUAAAUAUUAACUAUCAAAUAAGUUUCCUCUAGUCAAUAGCGGUAAAUGA